This is a messenger RNA of Cyclopterus lumpus (lumpfish), 1432 nucleotides long. RefSeq names its product acid phosphatase 5a, tartrate resistant (gene acp5a). The record is from RefSeq and is a predicted model, not a curated record. The transcript has 6 exons. Gene Ontology annotation, biological process: bone resorption. Gene Ontology annotation, molecular function: ferric iron binding; ferrous iron binding; acid phosphatase activity. Bases 281 to 1282 code for a protein of 333 amino acids. NCBI's taxonomy places the organism in Eukaryota, Metazoa, Chordata, Actinopteri, Perciformes, Cyclopteridae.
CUUGACUUUCAUUGUUUGUUUUGUCUAAAUGUUAUUGUGACUUUCUUCAUUUUUAGCUGCGUUACUUCUGCUGCUAACUGUAGAUCUGGUUGGUUUUGUUUUUUUAUAGAUGGUACUUACACUGAUGUUGUUGUGACUUUCUUCAUUUUUAGCUGCGUUACUUCUGCUGCUAACUGUAGAUCUGGUUGGUUUUGUUUUUUUAUAGAUGGCACUUACACUGAUGUUGUUGUGACUUUCUUCAUUUUUAGCUGCGUUACUUCUGCUGCUAACUGUAGAUCUGAUGGCACUUACACUGAUAUCCAUCUUGGUUGCUGCCAUUCCUGUGGCCUACUGCUAUCCUACUGCCUUUCAGGACCUGGAGGAAACUAGCGCAAACCGAACCUCCAUUAGGUUCCUGGCUUUAGGAGACUGGGGCGGGUUGCCUUAUCCCCCCUACAUCACUGCUGUGCAGAAGGUUACUGCUAAAGAAAUGAGCAACGUAGCAGAGCAGAUGGGAGCUGACUUUGUUCUGGCCCUUGGCGAUAACUUCUACUUCAAAGGUGUGGACAGUGUAGAUUCUCCUCGGUUUCAGGACACGUUUGAGUUGGUUUACACAGCAAAGUCUCUCAAAGUCCCUUGGUAUGUGCUCGCUGGCAAUCAUGACCACGCAGGGAAUGUCAGAGCCCAGAUCGAGUACAGCCACAAAUCUGACCGGUGGACGUUCCCCUCCUACUAUUAUGAGCUGAACUUUCACAUCCCCAACACUGGGAAGACUUUGACCAUCAUCAUGCUUGACACUAUAAUGCUGUGCGGCAACUCUAACGACUUCGUGGAUGAGAAGCCCAGAGGCCCUCUGUGUGUGGUGGACGCCAACCGUCAGCUGAUGUGGCUGCAGGAGAGACUGGCUCGGUCCAAGGCAGACUUCCUGUUGGUGGCCGGCCACUACCCUGUGUGGUCGGUGUCUGAGCACGGGCCCACAGAGUGUCUCCUGCAGAGGCUUCGUCCCCUUCUCAUUAAACACAAUGCCACUGCAUACCUCUGCGGUCACGACCAUAAUCUGCAGUACAUUGAGGAGUCUGGUGUGGGCUACGUGGUGAGCGGUGCUGGAAACUUCCUGGAUCCUGAUGUCCGUCACUGGAAUCAUGUUCCCAAAGGUUCUGUGAAGUUCUUCACCGGCCAAGCUUCAACACUGGGAGGCUUCGUCCAUGCAGAAGUCACAAACAACAAGAUGAUCCUGACCUUCUUCCAGGCUAAAGGCACUUCCCUCUAUCGCACGGUCCUCUCCCGAAGGGUCUUUGAGUAGACUAGCUCAUUAAUUCAUAAUUGCAUAUAGUAAUUACUAACUUCGGUUUUUAACCUUUGGUGUUAAUAUUUCAACGUAAUUUACUUUUUAAAGAGACUCUUAAAUUUAACAUGUUUUUGUGCUAAAAUAAUAAAUGUGGUUUGUAAAGUG